Stylophora pistillata is the source of this 2299-nucleotide messenger RNA. RefSeq lists its product as uncharacterized. The record is from RefSeq and is a predicted model, not a curated record. NCBI's taxonomy places the organism in Eukaryota, Metazoa, Cnidaria, Anthozoa, Scleractinia, Pocilloporidae.
GAGAAAAGCGAUAAAAUGAAAGUUGAACCCUGUUAAAAACAAACGCACAAAAUUCAUUUCUUAAGUCAACAGUAGCAACACAGUUAAUCGCGCGACUUAUUCUUUCCCAACUCUUGCAAAUCCUAAUAUUAAGCGAUAAAAUUAGGACUGUAAGAGAUUUACAAUAAUUAUCCGCAAAGAGAUUAAAAUUACGAAUUUUUCCUGGAAGCUCGCGAUUUGCAUGUGGAAACGCUCCCAACAACAACAACAAAAAAAAACAUAUACACAAAGCGCCAGUGGAUAUCCUCCGUUCAAAACAUUCGUGAAUAUGCGGUAAAGUGCAUAUGCUUUAAAAAUAAAUAAAAAGAGCUUGAACAACCAAUUACUUCAAAACUUUCUUUCUGUCUGGUUUUCCCCAUUUUUUUAAUUUCAAAAUAUCGUGAAUGAUCGAGUGCCAAACUGCGAAAAAUAAAGCGCGACUUAAAUCUGAUACCCCUUCAUAAUCUCUUUUCUGAAAUCAAGAAAAGCCGUCUUAAAUUCCCUUCAAAGAGAAAAUUGUCUUCACGUAUGCAUGAGAUGCAUCGCAAGACUGAUUAAUCAAGCGAACAAUCGAAUCACGUCUCGGAUCUCGUCUACGUCACAUUUCGAACAAAGGAUUAUUGUCUACGCAUCUGACACUGGGGUGGCUUGAAUUAAAUUUGAGUCGGGCUGUAGAGCUUCAACCGUUUCUCCACGAGAGGAGAUAAAAAAGGACGGAAUAUACGACUCACGAGCUAGUGACAUAUUUUGUACAUUGAGAGCUUAAAGCACUAAGAGGAAUGGAAGGAAAAAGUUUGAUUUUUUCAUCAAAUGAAGUUUCAGCGUAGUGAGAAAGCCAAAUAUGGAAAGAUUGCUUGAUCAAGCGCUUCAAGACUAGCGAGUUUCGAUUCGAGUUUCGAUUUGAACAUUUCAAGAAUUGAUCUCAAACGAGCACAAGCAGGAAACUUACACUGGCAGUAGAAGCAUACACAGAACUUCAAAAUUGUUCGAAUAACAGUUGAUAUCACGCGUGUAAGCGAUGUCACAACACCCUACAACGGUUUCCAUGGCUACAGUGUCCAACUCAAACACGAUGACAGUGGGGGAGGGUGUAAAAACUACCACAAUAGAAGUCAUUCUUCCCGGUCAACAGGUGAAGGGCCAGGAGGGGAAUGGCGAAGAAGCCCUGGGAACUAUUAAUUCUUCCCGUUGGACAGAUCCAGAAACCAUGGCCCUGCUAAGCCUUUGGAGGGCAAACUAUAGAAUUAUCAAGGGCAAGAAACGAAAUUACGAAGAAUGGAACAUGAUUGCCAAGGAAUUCAACAGGCGAGUAGCGCAUUGCUCGCUGGGGCCCAGAACAGGGAAUCAAUGCAAGGUGCGGAUAAAGAACCUGCUCGCGGAAUACAAACGAACAAAGGACCAAUUACCUCAUUCAUUUCCCUACCACGACCAAGUAAAAGAGAUUCUUAACAAUAAAAGCGAUCUAUUUCGCGAAGAAGAGGUGGUACGCAUCAACAUACCGGCCGAGCACACCAUUGCCAAUGGCGUCGUUACUUCUCAAACUGUUGUUACUCCUUCUCCCACAUUAACCUUUCCCAGUGCGAUUCCUUCGGACACGUUUACAAGCAGACAUUUGCGUCCCAUCAAACCGGCCCCACCACCCACGCCACUGAAUGCACCAAUAGCAGCUAGCCAAGCAGACCAAUACCCCAUCCCCGUACAAGUAUACUCCACAGCUAUUUCUCAGCCUUCUCCAGCGACGGCAGUCAGCAUGGAACUUCUGCAUGCACCAAAGAGUUUUGCGAGCGAAGACGAAUCAUCAGAGGACGAGAGCUACUCCGAAGAAAUGACAGCUCGGGGCUCAAAAAGACCUCUCAUCGCCCCCACCGAACCACUUCCUCGGAAAAAACCGAGGAAGAAUCCAAAACCGCUCAAAACACCUCAGAGCCGUCGGGAAGAUCUUAGCAUGAUCGCCAUCUUACGGGAGUUUUUAGAGGACAGCCGCAAAAGGGAGGAGGACUUAUUGAAAAGAAUUCUACAGCAACAACUUGAAGCUGAGAGCCGAUAUCAACAAUUUACCCUAGAUGUUCUGAAGGAAAUCGGCAAAAUGUUCAAAAAGGAAUGAUACUAUAACCUUAAGGUUAAAAGCAAAACUAUGUUAAGACAUUGUUUGAGAUCGAUUUAAAGCAAAAACCCAAUCAUGUAGUGAAAUAGUUUGAAAAUGUGUAAGCGUUUGUACUUUGUUAUUUUCUUAAUUGGUAAAACCAGGUUAUCAGCUUGUGAUAAAACCCAACUAACCUGA